Frankliniella occidentalis (western flower thrips) is the source of this 1100-nucleotide messenger RNA. RefSeq lists its product as uncharacterized. The record is from RefSeq and is a predicted model, not a curated record. The transcript is spliced from 3 exons. The coding region runs from base 523 to 999 and encodes 158 amino acids. NCBI's taxonomy places the organism in Eukaryota, Metazoa, Arthropoda, Insecta, Thysanoptera, Thripidae.
UUCAGAUGAUUCUACUGAUGAAUCAGUGACAACAAAUACAAAAUCAAGAUCUUCAAAAAAUGCAAAAAUUGUAAAGAAAGAUUCGUCUAAUGGAAUUCAAAAAAUAAUAACAAGUAAAGGAGAAAAAUCAAAAGAGACAAAAAGAACACAAUUAGUAUCAGAAUCAGAUACUGAUACAGAUGAUUCUGAUGAUACAAGUACGGAAAAUGAAAAGAUAAAGCAUAAAUCACUUACAAAAAAAGGAAAAUAUUCUACUAUAGAAAGUUUCUUGACUACAAGUUGCACCUGAACGUUGUACUGACAACGUCUUAUAACAUCUGCCCAACAAAUUUCAGGACAAACCAACGUCUGAAAAAGAUGAAAUGAAGAAAACUAACAAGAAGAGAAAGAGACCUCAAGCCACUUCUUCUUCAUCAUCUUCAGCAGAUGAAAGUAGUAACUCAGAUGAAUCAGAAAAAAUGACAAAGAAACAAUCAAAAAAGAAGGUAAAAUUACUUCACUUACUUUAUCUACAUAAAUAACAUGAAUAACAUUGUUUGUUUUACAUAUAGAUUCAUAAAAAAAAACAAGAAAUCACAAUCAUCAACUUCUGAAAGUGAUAGCAGUACAAACAGUACCUCAACAGAUGAUAAUAAAGAAGAUAACAACAAAAACAAGAAAAACAAAGAUGAUUUUGAAGAACUGAACAGUUACACCAAACUUACAUGUAGAGACCUUAAACUUAAAAGACCAUACAAAUUAAUGGAUAUUAAAUGGUCAAAAGAAGCUGGAAGAAAUGGACCAUAUAAAAUCUGUACAGCAAAGUUAGAGUACAAAUCAAAAUUGUUCACUGUGAAGAUACCAACACCCAUAGCAAAAUAUGAAAAAAAACAAAGAGAAUUACUUAAAUCAAAAAUAAAGAAGAAGAAAAACCCAAUCUUCACAGUCAACAAGAUUACACAGAAGAAAUCUCCAAACUUUAAAGGAAAAUAUGAUUUUAUAGAAUCAGAGUGGUCAUAAACAGACACAACAAAACAAUCAUUCGUUGUUAGCUAUUUAUAAAUUUUUCAGUUACAGGACUUCUCAACUGGCGUCAAAUGCUUCAUUAUUUCUUGUAUGUG